AUGAACUGGAUUACUUUGUUGAAGUACCAGUGGUUUGGUAAGAGUUGGGAACCAUAUGUGGCUGAUGAUCUGGCCUUGAUUAUACAUCUUUCAAGGUUCAAGAUGUCUAUGGUGUUUUCCAAUUCAAGGUUGAAUAUAGAGAAUUGGGCACACAAGCUUAAGCCUAUCGCAACAUUUAAUCGUCUGGUUGAACGUGUAGCUCAAUCUUUUCGCCAUGCCCAGCCCUCGGUUAGAAAACAACAUAAUGCGGGGUACAAGCACAAGGCGAACGUGAGAAUUUACUAUCAACAAUACGAGGCGCAAUUAAAUCAAAGCUUUAUUGAUCAAAAAGUUAAGGAACAUCUGGUAGGAGGUGCAUUUAGGCCUCCAGUGGCUCCUUAUAAUCAGCUGAGACCUGGUAUGCCGAUUAUACCGCCUCCAUUACCAGUUCCAGGGCAGUUGUUUCCCGGUGCCCCGUCAGUCCCCGGGUUUAGACCUCCUGUCUUUCCAAGGCCCAUGCCUGGAGUUCCAGGCUAUGCAGCUGGUCCUCCCAUGCCUCAAAUGCCUCCUCCGGGUGCUCCUUUGACCGGUCAACCAAACGGUCUCCAAAGACCUGGAACAGUUCCUCUUCCUCCUCCUCCAGCAAUGGUUCCUAGUUCUGGUGGAAUCCCAACCAGUGGUGGCCCACCAAUGUAUGCACCACCUGUGACUUUGCCUGCAACUGCAACUGGUGCUGAAGGUUCUAACGUUAAUGCUCAGGCUCCUGAGGCCAAUUGA
Messenger RNA from Striga hermonthica, 756 nucleotides. The record is from the annotation of a GenBank genome assembly. NCBI's taxonomy places the organism in Eukaryota, Viridiplantae, Streptophyta, Magnoliopsida, Lamiales, Orobanchaceae.